CUUGCCCCUGGGGGUGGGUUGGGUUGUGGUGUCCUUGCAGUGAGCCUCGGCACCAAAAAAAGCUCUCCAAAAUGACCACUGAUACGACUUGUCAGGUUCCACAGAUUUAGAAGCUGAGGCCAAGACCAUGUGCAAGUGGCUUAUGAUGUGCUCCUGGGAGAACUCCAGUGUCAGCCUGAAUGUGAAUUAUAACUCAAAGUCUUUCAAGACUCAAGGCAAGGCAACUGGGUUUUCAGAACAUCUCACCAGAAUCAUGAACAUUGAAGCAUAUUUUGAAAGAAUUGGUUAUAAGCACUGUAGGAACAAAUUGGACUUGGAAACAUUAACUGACAUUCUUCAGCACCAGAUCCGAGCCAUUCCCUUUGAGAACGUUAACAUCCAUUGUGGGGAAGCCAUGGAGUUGGGCUUAGAGGCCACUUUUGAUCAAAUUGUGAGGAGGAACCGAGGUGGGUGGUGUCUCCAAGUCAAUCAUCUUCUGUACUGGGCUCUGACCACAAUUGGUUUUGAGACCACGAUAUUGGGAGGGUAUGUAUACAACACUUCAGCAAACAAAUAUAGCAAUGCCAUGAUUCACCUCCUGCUGAAGGUGACCAUUGACGGCAGGAACUACAUAGCUGAUGCUGGAUUUGGAUGCUCUUACCAGAUGUGGCAGCUUCUAGAGUUAAUUUCUGGGAAGGAUCAGCCCCAAGUGCCUUGCAUCUUUUGCUUGACAGAAGAGAGAGGAAUCUGGUACCUGGACCAAAUCAGAAGAGAGCAGUAUAUCCCAAACCAAGAAUUUCUUAAUUCUGAGCUCCUGGAAAGGAAUAAAUAUCGGAAAAUCUACUCUUUUACUCUUGAACCUCGAACAAUUGAAGACUUUGAGUCUGUGAAUAUAUACCUUCAGGAAUCUCCAGCAUCUGUCUUUACAAGCAAGUCAUUUUGUUCCUUGCAGACUCCAGAAGGUGUUCACUGUUUAGUGGGCUUCACCCUCACCUACAGGAGAUUCAAUUAUAAGGACAAUACAGAUUUGGUAGAGUUUAACACACUGAAUGAAGAAGAAGUAAAAGAAAAUCUAAAAAAUAUAUUUAAUAUUUCCUUGGAGAAAAAGUUUGUCCCCAUACAUGGUGAUAAACUUUUUACCAUAUAGAGUAAGCAGUAAAAAUGGUCUCAGUAUUACUUCUGGUGCUGUAACUUUUUAUUAUAAAAAAAAUUUUAACAUCUAUAAAAGUAGAGAGAAUGAAAUAAUAAACCUCCAUUUGUUUAUCACUCAGUUUAUCAGCUAUAAACUAGAGGCCUAUCUAUCAUAUUUUCUCAAUGCUCCCACAUUAUAUUGAAGAAAAUGCUAGACAUCAAAUCAUUUCACCUUUAAAAGUGUCAGCAUAUAUAAUUAGAUAACAUUUAAA
This is a messenger RNA of Balaenoptera acutorostrata (minke whale), 1382 nucleotides long. RefSeq names its product arylamine N-acetyltransferase 1-like. Lineage: Eukaryota; Metazoa; Chordata; Mammalia; Artiodactyla; Balaenopteridae. The transcript is spliced from 3 exons. Gene Ontology annotation, molecular function: acetyltransferase activity. Bases 128 to 1126 code for a protein of 332 amino acids. The record is from RefSeq and is a predicted model, not a curated record.